Oreochromis aureus is the source of this 1097-nucleotide messenger RNA. Its product is annotated as butyrophilin-like protein 3. The coding region runs from base 85 to 678 and encodes 197 amino acids. NCBI's taxonomy places the organism in Eukaryota, Metazoa, Chordata, Actinopteri, Cichliformes, Cichlidae. The transcript is spliced from 3 exons. The record is from RefSeq and is a predicted model, not a curated record.
GUGGGUGUUGUGGGUGUUAUAGGCUCAUAGCUUGUUCAGCUUCUCUGUUAACAACCUGAUCUGGGAUCUGUAGAGCGAUGAGAGAUGUGUUCAGGAACAUCUGCGAUGCUCUUCUGGAUUCUGCUGUUUGCCUGCCUUCUCUUGUUCGUGUGUACAGAUCCUACAGAGGUUAAUGUGGAGCCUGGAAAAGAUGCCAUUCUUCAGUGUCAUCAUCCAGCAGAUUCAGAGAUUGCUGUGUUGGAGUGGCGCCGACCUGAGUUUGAGUCCAACGAGUACGUGUUCUUCUUCCGAAAUGGGCGCGCAUAUGAAAACUACCAGCACGAGUCCUUUAAAGGCCGAGUGGAGCUGAGAGAGCCGUCCAUGAAGGAUGGAGACGUUUCUGUAACUCUAAAGAACCUCAGCGUCAGUGAUGCAGGAACAUACCAGUGUUGGAUUUUAUUCAGCAAAAGCACUGAUGAGCUUAAGUGCUUAUUCAAGCUCAACAUCACAGCAUCAGGUGUCAUGGAUGAAGAGGACAAACAGAUGUGGAGAGACAAGGACAGAGGGGAUGAGGACAGGUCUCCUUCAAAUAUAGAUGAUGUGUCUGUGUGUGCUGUGUUACUUUUUAUUGUCAUUGUUAUUCUUGUUGUUCUAAUGUACAUAAGACAAAGGAACAAAGCAAAGUAUCCCCCCACUUAAGUACAUCAUUAGUCAUUUGUGGAUACAAAUUCUUCUUUGGUUUUACAAACGUGAACAAUGUGCCAUCACUGAAAGUUAGAAAUGCUCCAUUGAACAAAACUAAAGAGCAGCCAAUGUUUGAAGUGUUGUAGAAGUUGGGAAAUAAUUGUGUCCUGCCUGGUAUUAUAAACACGUUAGCACAAUGAAGCUGGAGGAUGAGUGCUAACAAGUGUCCCCAAUGGGUGGAAACAAAUGCAUCAUGUGGCAGGGAGAAUCUACCACUCAAAAUUCUAUCCAGUUAAUACUUUCUUUUAAAUACGUUUGCUGUAAAUACAUAAAAUAAAUGUUUUGUUUGAUUUUGUUUUUAAGGUGUGCUGUUUACCUGUUUCUGAAUUUAGACACUGUUAGUCAAGUCUCUGGUUAACAACUCUUUCAAUAGA